CCGUUUUGGAGAUUCGUAGAUCAGCUGCGACAACCAUGUUGUGACAAAGUUUUACCCCCAUUUUAUACCGAAUCAGAGAAAAGUGUUUUAAAACCCUAUUUUACUCAUAUUUAUUCUUCUAUACCAAUUUGUUGGGAUAUCAGCGUAUGUUAUGGAUCUGGAUCAUCGAAACGGCUAUCAUCAGUCAGAAAACUCUCACAACCAAGGAAAUGUGAUCCACAAAUGUGCGAUGUAUGAAGCGAAAAGGCCUUUGGGUGAUCGCACUGUUCUGGGAAACUUAACAAAUAGACAACGGGACGAUUCGGCACGUGAGACAUUUAUCGGCUCCCAGUUCAAUCCAAUUCACAGAAAUAGCAAGUUGAUAAAUAUAGAAGCUAAAUACUCAUCAAUAGUUUCAACUACAUUGGGUCAUGGUGAUUUGAACUCAACAUCAAGUGCAGAUAGUGGUUAUGGCAGCAUAAACACUGAAUCGAUUGUUGUGGAAUCCAAACUUACAUCCAAAUCGUUAACACAAUCACUUUUGUGCUGUAAAUCAUUGAAUUCCGAACAAGUAUCAAUAUCAAAACGACCUCGUUAUGACGAAUCUGAUACAACUUCUCAGGUAGAAGUAUCUUGCGUUGAUGAAGAUUCAGAUGAUGAUAGACGACCAUUUGAAUCAAAGCUGGCUUGUGAUAUUGUUCGAGCUGCAUUUGCUGAUCGUGUUCAGUUGGAAGAACUUUUAGCAGAAUGUAGAAGGGCCGAUUUCGCUAUUUCAGCCUUGGAUCGCUCUCCGGUUGAUCGCAUGAUGGAAGCUACAGACUAUAUUGUUGGGAUAAUGGCCUAUGAACAAACAAGGGAAGCAAAAGAAGAUUUUCAAGUGAAUGAUUUUUUGGCUGCUGGUAAGCAACCUAAUCUCAAUGCUGAUAUGUUAACAACACUAGCCGAUUGGUUGGUCGAGGUUCAAGAAAAUUUCGCAUUGAAUCAUGAAACAAUUCAUUUGGCUUGGGGCCUUUUAUAUGCGUUUUUAGAUCGUGGUCAACCACUUGCUCGGCGUGAGAUUCAGUUAAUGGCAUGUGCUGCAAUCAUGGUUGCUUGCAAACAUGAAGAACGACAAAUGCCUCAUCUGAAUGAAUUUUUGUACAUAACGGACAACGCGUAUACAAAAGAAGAAUUCAUUGAAGCUGAACGCCGUCUACUGAUAGCGAUCGAUUUUGCUGUACAUCGUCCAAAUCCUUAUGUUUUUUUGCGUCGUUAUGCUAGGGUUUUAGAUGCACAUAGUGGGCCAGUUCAGUUCACAUCACGAUUUCUUUUAGAAGCUGGUAUGCACAGUCACACUAUUAGUUUGAAACGUGAGUCGCGCAAAGCUGCAGCUGUAUUGUGGCUUGCUCGAGUUGUUCUUCGUAAUCCGGCUUAUGCUGAUUGGACACGCAGAGCUGAUGUACAUCAACUUAGACACUUGAUACAAAACAAUCCUUUAGCUCAAUCAUAUUAUGCUCAUUGUCGAAAUCAGAAGUCUAAGAUAACCAACAACAAGGACAAUGCGCGAUCAAGAUUAAACCAAAUUGUUACAGCCAAUGCAGAUUUAUCAAGAUCCACUUACGAUCUGUCUGCUACGAAUUCAUGUGACAAUGAAUGUUUCCAGACUAAAUUCACGGAAAAGACUUCGUAUGGCUUGUCUACAGCCUGUGAUAAUUCUGACGAGUCAUCCAAUGAAGGAAAAUACACAAAUUUCUCAACACUUAUACGUGCACCUCAUUCCACACCGAGUGGUCAUAACCAUCAUAUGUCAACAUCUGUGAUUGAUUCUUUCUCUGAAAACCAUAUAUUUGAUGGUUUAGAUCCUUCUAUUAAAUCUGAUCUCGAAGCGCUGCGAUUAGAGGAAGAACAACGUCAACCAUUGUGGCCUCCAAUUUUGGAGCAUAUCACAGGUUAUAAAGAAGCUAAUUUAAUUCCGCUAGCUUUACGCUACCAUGCAAUAGCUUUAAGAUUAAUAGCUGAAGUGGCUCGUGGCGGACAUUUGGCUGUUGCCAAUACCAGUACAUCUGAUCAACCUACCAAUUUAAGUGUGAAACAAAAUAAUGAUGCAAAUGUUCAUAUGAUCGACGUUGAUGUGGAGGAUCCAUCUAAUCCGCAGAACUCACGUUGUGUAUCACCCGGGGGCCAUUAUUUGCGUCGCCAGUCUGUUACUAAAUAUUGUUCAAGUGCAUUUUUGAGUGUCGCUGAUGCCUAUCCUCAAUUGUCAUUUGACAAUUUUGUUCCAUAUUUCCCAUCUAUCCAAUGUGCAGAAACGUGUACGUGCUUUGUUUGUACAAAUCUUAUUCGUCGUUCUAAUUAGUCACUACCACUACAACUCCAACUAAUUCUUCCUACUACGUAUAUAUAUAAUUGUCUUUCGUAUGCUUGUAUGUAUUUUAUUCCUCAUAUUAUUUCGGGAGGUGAAUUAAAUUAUUCGGUAUUCGUAAAGUGCUAACGUGAUUUUUUCAUUGGUCAUCUCUGAAUUCUUCUGUAUUGAAGCAGAAACAUGUUCUUUUUAAUGUCUUUUCCUUCUCUAGUUUUCUUUUUAAUCUAUAUUAUUUAUUUUAUAUGUAUUAGUCAUAAUUAUUAUUGUGGUUUUUUUUCAUAGCAAAUUAGGAUUUUCAAUUUUAAGGCACCAUUAUAUGUGGACCGAUGCAUAUAUGUGCCUGAUCCUACAUUGUAUCUGACUGACUAUUAUAUUCAACUAAACAAAAAAAAGUCGAAAUUUCGCUGUGUUGUACUUUUUAUCCGUCCAAACGAUCUUUCCAAUUUUAUGUUAACAAUGUAUACAUACGAAUUAUGAUGUUACUGAUGAUUUUGUGUAUUUCCACAUAUAUGUUAUACGUCGAAUUAAAUUUAAAAUCCUACCAUAAAUAAAAAGUAAAACGCAAGUAUGGUGAAAGGAAUCUGGUUCAUUUAGUAAUUAAUGAAUCCAGUAUUUGCAUUUCAUCAAAUUAUAUCUCUGUCAAAUGUUUUACUUCAUUUAAACUUAUGUUUAUGUGUAACGCAUGUAACACUUAUUUAUUCGUUUUUGGAGUAAAUUAUUUCCCAUGGUUCUAUACAAACAUUUGUGAAACAUGUCCCAUUAUUGUGGCAUUUUUCCGUAUUUGUUUUAAUCCAACAAUAAAGGGACUAAAAAACCAGAAACAAAUAAUUCAGUCUUGAUCAACGAGCCUCGAAAAUAAAUGUGCGUUUGUCUAAAUUAAUAUAUUACAGCAGCUUGCGAAGAGGAGGUUAGCAAAAUUAGUACUAAAUCAAUCGAAAUAAUCGUAUUAGCAAUGGUAGUGAAAAAGACUAAAUAUCGAUAAUAGAGUUCAAGAAGGUUAACUGAAAAAGAAUGCUAGGAUUUGAGACCUGUAAGAUUACAAAGAAUGAGUACUACCUCUGCGUCAUUUUGAUCAUUUUUGAACCAUUUCUCUCUGAGUCUCCUACCACUCCUCGUGGAUAUUGCCCGAAUCACCCAUAGUCAAUCAGUGUAUUAACUGAUUCCACGUUUUGGUUUGACUGAAUUGUUAAUCUUCGUAAUACCUACUUCAGCGAUAUACAACGAGUUAGCUGUGGUUGCAUGCAUAUUACACGUGCCGGCCAUCUCAGUUGGUGGAAAUUUACAAUCUUACGCCUAGUACUGUGCAUCUAUCAUCACCGGUUGCACUUUCGUUCCACUGUAUUUGAACAUUGCUUUAAGGACCCCUAUAGUCGAAUGAUAGUAACCUAGGGAUGCUGUUUACUCCUGAAGACUACGUUUUACAACCAUAAAAUAAAACAAAUCAAACUUAUACGUAAAAUUCUCGUCCUUUGGUUGGUGGACGGUCAUCUCAUCUAAACCACAGAUGAGGCAAGUUAGAAAUAGGAAGUGUCCUUCCUCGAUUCCGAGGCAGUGUGGUCGACGAUCCUAAUUCCUUCAGCUCUUAUCAUCAGUAUGUGCGGUGACACAAACCGGUCAUGGGUUACCAUUUUACAUACAUCAUGAACAUACCUGGAUGACUGAAACUGUUCUGUUCAGCAUCAUUGAUUACGAUUGUCGUCUACGUACUCCAUCUCGAUUAGUGAGUUUUCGGAAAAAACCAGUGCCUGAAGAGUUUGGUUGAGAAAAUGAAAUUUCCGGUAGGAAACGGCCGUCCAAUGCUUCCAGGUUUUCCAUGGUGGUCUAGCUUCAAUUGACUCAUGGUCUUAACGAUUGAAAUUACCAUAACAUCCACAAAAACCCAAUAAAUAUUUAUUUAGGUGAUAGCAUGUUGUAUGCUUUCAAAACGUACGAUUGAAUUUUCACAAACUUCAUUUCAACCGAAACUUAGUUAUAAAAUUAUCCAGAUUUCAUAAUUGUCAGAAGAAAGAAUCUAAGUCUCAGAUUCUUUUCAUGUUUGUUGUGCAUUAACCCAUAAAGUAGAUCUGAAAUCGAAGAUUUAACCGAUAAUCCGAGUAUCUUCUUUAUCAUUAAGACUGAUUCCAAACUUUCAUAAAGACUUCAAUCUUAGUAAGACUGCUUUGUGAAGUAGAAGACCACUAAAAAUAUCAGUUAUUAUGAACUUCGUGUCUUAAGGGAAAUUACGAAACUUGGAUAGUCGGAUGGAUUAUAGAGAUUCAUAUAUAUUAAACAACUAUCCUGUCGACAUCGUUUCGUGAUGGAAACUGUCUUCGAAUUAAACGGAUCUUUACAUACCACCCACCUAAAUAAUUGUACACAAUUAUUAAACGUGUUAUUAAAUGACGAACGGAGAGUAUAUGAAUUAAGUUAGAAAUUGUGACAAACGUAUCUCCUUAGUAAUUGAGUAUUAUGGUGGUAAUUAUGAGUCCAGAAAUCCACAGUAGAAUUGUCUGUGCACUCGUAUAUAGCGAUCUUCAGUUGGGUUUAGUCUUCACCAGUUCUUUAAUCAAUGUCAGCCAUUCGUUGUUAUCAUGGUCAAUCUAGAUUCGAAUGACCAGAUGAAUAGUCUCAUUAGAACUGAAGAUUACUCAGUUAUAUGAUUUGGAGAAGCUUCUCAGCUUUUAAUAUAUUCACCAAAAUAAAUUAAUCCAAUGUAUCAGCAAUAAUAAAACUUUAUUCCACACAAUUUGUCUAGAUCAUCUGACUGAUAUUCAGCAUAAGAAGGACAAAACACAAGGUAUUUUAUAAUCCUUUCCUUGUAGCGAUGAUGGGCAUUUCUCGUCGUCAUUGUUUGAAAGAUAUACUCAUUCUGAAAAAAAAUCGCUAACGUAGACUUAUUUGAUUCAAACACUGCUGUCUAAAAAAUACCAACCCAAUAUUCAGCAGUUUUUGAUGACUUUUGUUGUAAACUUCAGUCCACGGUAAUGAUACUAACGCACGUUCUGCGUACUAAACAAUAGUCACUCGUUUCCGAACCAUUAAUCAGAAUGACUAAAAGGUACUUUGAAUGCCUCAUAUUAUACACAAAUUAUACCAAUGGCCUAUGUUGAAAAUUGUUCCUGAAGUUCCACAAUUUUGUUUUCUCACCUUUCGUAACACAUUAUUAUAAAAUAUCAAAAUAUCAGUGUACUUUUAGUAGAUUGAUGUGUUUUAUUAUCAGAAGAGGAUCUGUUGUGAGACAGUAACUUACUGAAGACAAUAGUGGACAGUGGCGCAAUUUCGUGAAUUGGUUGAAGUUAGACAUUAACACCGUUGGAUUUCGGCUCACUGGUCUAGAGGUUAAGCGUUCGCGUACGGGACCGGUAGAUCCUGUUUUCGAAUUCCGCGGGGCGUGAUCGUGCAUGCGCACUACUGAGGAGUCCUGUACUAGGACGGGACGGCCGUCCAGUGCUUCCGGGUUUCUCACGGUGGUCUAGCUUCAAUUGACUCAUAAAUUCAACUAUUAAAUGUUUUAUUCCUUAAUGAGAUCUAGCGUAGUUACUUGACCUUUACUAGUAACCUAAUG
Molecule: messenger RNA, 5864 nt
Organism: Schistosoma haematobium
Lineage: Eukaryota; Metazoa; Platyhelminthes; Trematoda; Strigeidida; Schistosomatidae
Product: G2/mitotic-specific cyclin-B3
Exons: 10
Coding region: 152-2314 (720 amino acids)
Biological process (GO): mitotic cell cycle phase transition; regulation of cyclin-dependent protein serine/threonine kinase activity
Cellular component (GO): cyclin-dependent protein kinase holoenzyme complex; centrosome; nucleus
Molecular function (GO): cyclin-dependent protein serine/threonine kinase regulator activity
Source: RefSeq, a predicted model, not a curated record